CAGCAGCGCAGCGCUCCGCCGCCCCGCGGCCCUGCCCGCCCCCCUGCCCGCAGCCAGCAGCCCUGCUCCCCGGCCCCGCCCCCCGGCACGCGCUGCCCCGCGCCCCCUCCCCCACAGCCGCCCGGGGACUCGGCUCCGAGCAGGGCUCCGCCCCUCCCCUGGCCGUGGGCGGGGCCUCGGGGCGGGGCCGGGCGCCCGCGGGCGCUGGUUGGCCGGCGGGGCGGAAGGGGCGUGGCGCGGUGGCGGGGCAGGCGCGAUGGCGGCGGCGGAGGCGCUGUCGAGGGUGGCGGACGUAGAGAUCGACGGCGGCGGCGUCUUCAAGUACGUGCUGGUGCGGGUGCGUGCGGCCGGCGGGCCCGGGAAGGACGUCGUGCGCGGCCACGGCUGGGCCGAGUACCACGCCGACAUCUACGAGCGGAUGGCGCAGGAGCUGGCGCAGCAGGGCUUGGGCUGCGAGUGCCUGGGGGGCGGCCGCCUCUCCCACCGCCCCGAGGAGAGGAAGAUCCACGUCUACGGGUACUCGGUGGGCUUUGGGCGAGCGGAUCACUCCGUGACUACGGAGAAGCUGAAAGCCAAGUAUCCGGACUAUGAGAUCACCUGGGCGGACGAAGGCUACUGACUCGCUCUGGCUGGGCAGCGGCGCCAGCCUGGAGCUGGUGCGGCCGGAUCUGGCGCUGCGGCAGUGGCAGCAGGCUCCCUGUGCUUGGCAGCGCUCUGGGCUCUCCUGGGUUUAAUUUAUGUUGAUCUCGCCCGUUCGCCGCCGUCGCCAGACAUCCCACGCGCCAUGGGUGCUCUCCACCUCCCGGCACAGCACGGCAAAGCCUCGGUGAAGCCGGUGGGCGCUCUGCCCCGGCCUUUCCGGUGGUGAGGGGGUUUGUCCCACGUGUGUAUGUGAGAAUUAAACACGUUGGGGAGGGCA
This is a messenger RNA of Grus americana (Whooping crane), 919 nucleotides long. It is a transcript of the gene PHPT1, whose product is annotated as phosphohistidine phosphatase 1. The record is from RefSeq and is a predicted model, not a curated record. Gene Ontology annotation, biological process: peptidyl-histidine dephosphorylation. The transcript is spliced from 3 exons. Gene Ontology annotation, molecular function: protein histidine phosphatase activity. The coding region runs from base 257 to 619 and encodes 120 amino acids. NCBI's taxonomy places the organism in Eukaryota, Metazoa, Chordata, Aves, Gruiformes, Gruidae. Gene Ontology annotation, cellular component: cytosol.